UCUCAGCCUCGUUGCGAUGCCCUGUUCCGUAGCUGCAACUCUGAUCUGGAUCUGGGAGGAUGGCCUGCUGCUUCGCCUCUUUUGCCUUCUUCAUUUUGGCUCAAUCCUCCACAAUCCUUUCUCCCUUGGUUCCGGAUGCACUUUAUGUGAACUUGAAGUUGUCGCCAGUAUUUUGAACAUCCCGUACAUACGCCCAAGGGCGACACCGCAAUGGCCAAAACGUCCAUGCGCAACCUCUUAUUCCGGCUGCCGCCAGCGACUCUAGCCCUGUUCCUCUCGACGGUGAUUAGCCUGGCGCAUGCGCACGCUUUACCGCGACAAACAACGACUGUAGAAUCUCACGAGCUACAUGUUAUAGCCUGGCCACCCAUUCCGACAGAAGCGCCCCUUUCGCCUUUUGAAUUACUGCGGAGACAGGAGGACAAUACGAUAUGUGGUUAUAUUGGAGACCUGCCGGCGACGUGCUCGGCGGGAUCGCAUUGCGUACUGGACAAGCAACAUAAUGUCAUGGGCUGCUGUCCAAACGGCGGCCCAUGCACGCAAGGCGUAUACACAGGAUGCAUCGAUUACAAUAGUGGAGAACAGACCGAGGCCAACCCUUACGUCUACACAUGCCAGGGAUCCGAUGUCUGCUACAAGAACGAGUUUGGUGGUGGCGUAUACCAAUACGGAUGUGGGACAGCUUCGGAUUUGGCCACGAGCGUUCAGGCGUCGUUGAGCGGUGUCGAUGCCCUGGUUAUCACCAGUUCUGUGCCCCUGACAGCAACACCAACAACACUGUCAGAGCCGAUCUCGAUAAACCCGAGCACGGGCACUAGGAGCUUCUCCAGUACGUCGGAUACAGCGUCACAAAUAUCUUCGACUAGGAGCAGUUCUACGCGCUCCUCGACUUCGUCCUCUUUAUCGAGCUCGCCAUCCACAACUGCCAGCAGUUCAUCUUCAACCUCUUCUCAAACAACCUCCACCUCCACGGGUUCAACUUCCUCCACCAGUUUGGCCGGAGCGACGAGCUCAUCAUCCCCAACCUCUACGACUGCACCAGCUACGGCUUCACACUUCGAUCAGACAGGCGCCAUUGUCGGAGGAACUAUUAGUGGUGUCGCAAUACUCAUUGCUAUUGUAGCCAUUGCGAUAUUCUGUAUCCAAAAGCGGCGAAACAGGCGCUUAGGGCCUGGUCCCGUACCGAAGGCGCCACCUUCAUCCGAGUAUAUGAGUCCUAUACGGUCUCAUGGUGCAGCAUUCGCUCCCUUACCUACGUGGCAAGAGGAGGAAGAGCCGCCCACUCCGCAGCCGCGGUACCAUCAGUCAUAUGGUCAACCGCAUAACCAGCCAUACAACCAAGCGACCCAGGAGGCCAAUUUGUACAGCCCCCACGACCUUCCGCAUGGCAAUACGACACAAAUCACGGGAGGUCAACAUGCAGCACAACAGAAUUAUAGCUAUCCCUCCGGACCGGCUACAGGAGCAAUGGCUGAGACCACGCCAAUUGCCGACGCACACACGAGAAACGGUGCGAACGAGUUGGACGAUUUCUCACAUGGCUAUUCAGCCGCAGUCGGCCAAAUCCAACAUCAUGAGGAGGAUAGGCAACCUCUGACGCCAGUGAAUAUUGAUGGACACAGCUCGGGUUCCGACUCUAGUAGCCCGUCGAGAAGAAUGGGAGACAGACCUUUGUGGCAACAAAACCGGCGGCAAAGUCGAAAUCUUAUGUGGAUGUAAUUUAGCUUUGCUUGGAAUGCGCUUUAGCGCAGGGGGUAGAUGACUUUCUUGUAUAAAGUUUUGCAUAAGCGGCACCGGGAUCACAGGAGUUAUGGGCGGUUUGUUUAUCUUGCAGUGCGCAAGCCAUAUAAGCACUGGAAGCAAAGCAUGGUGGGUAUGCGUGGCGUUAUUGGCGAAAAGUCAUGAUUAAUGAUACAUUGAGCUGGAGACUUAGCACAAGAAGAGGUUUUUGCCAUGGAAUCUAAGCUUUUUAACAGCCUA
Truncatella angustata is the source of this 1980-nucleotide messenger RNA. RefSeq lists its product as uncharacterized. Lineage: Eukaryota; Fungi; Ascomycota; Sordariomycetes; Amphisphaeriales; Sporocadaceae. The record is from RefSeq and is a predicted model, not a curated record. The coding region runs from base 211 to 1719 and encodes 502 amino acids. The transcript has 2 exons.